Endocarpon pusillum Z07020 is the source of this 1119-nucleotide messenger RNA. RefSeq lists its product as uncharacterized. Bases 1 to 1119 code for a protein of 372 amino acids. Gene Ontology annotation, cellular component: nucleus; cell projection; plasma membrane. Lineage: Eukaryota; Fungi; Ascomycota; Eurotiomycetes; Verrucariales; Verrucariaceae. Gene Ontology annotation, biological process: protein dephosphorylation; regulation of phosphatidylinositol 3-kinase/protein kinase B signal transduction; phosphatidylinositol 3-kinase/protein kinase B signal transduction. Gene Ontology annotation, molecular function: phosphatidylinositol-3,4,5-trisphosphate 3-phosphatase activity; protein tyrosine phosphatase activity. The record is from RefSeq and is a predicted model, not a curated record. The transcript is spliced from 3 exons.
AUGGCAACCCUUCUACGCCAGAUUGUCGCAAGUCCUCGGGCACGUCACCCAGAGGCCGGCCUUGACCUAUGCUACGUGACAGACAACAUAAUUGCAACGUCUGGACCUAGUUCAGUAUGGCCCAAGAAAGCCUAUCGAAACCCUACAGACCAAUUGGUCAAAUUUCUCGAUAGCAAACAUCAAGCAGAAUGGUCAAUAUUCGAGUUCCGCGCUGAAGGGACAGGGUACCCCGACCAUGAGGUCUACAACCGCAUCCACCAUUUUCCAUGGCCUGACCAUCACCCGCCGCCUUUCGCUAUAAUACCAGCUUUGAUGGCGAGUAUGCGGAAUUGGGUGCAAGGAGAGGAGACACCAACCGAAAUGCUAGAAGAGAGCUCUGAGACCGCAAGAAAGAGACGGGUUGCUGUUUUACACUGCAAAGCUGGAAAGGGCCGAAGUGGUACAGCCGCCUGUUCUUACCUGAUCAGUGAGGAGGGUUGGAAGAAAGCUGACGCGCUACAACGAUUUACUGAUCGAAGGAUGAGGGUAGGCUUUGGCUAUGGAGUUAGCAUACCCAGUCAACUGCGAUGGGUGGGUUAUGUCGACAGGUGGACCAACCACAUGAACAAACGAUACAUUGAGAGACCAGUGGAGAUCGUUGAGCUUCAUAUCUGGGGCUUGAGAGAUGGUGUCAAGGUGGCUGUGGAAGGCUUUGUGGAAAACGGUCGGCGAAUUCAAAGUUUCCACAUUUUCAAGAAGAGCGAAAAGAUCGUCGUGGAUGACGGUGAGUCCCCAAUGGACACAUUGCAAUCUUCACAAAUCAGCUCUCCAUCUUCUGCUAGCAGUCUCCUAAGCAAUGGCACCCCAUUCGUCAAUACUCCAAUGUCCCCAACAGGUACAUCCCCCACCCACGACCUUCCUAACGCCCCGACACGAGCCACCUCAAUCGGAGCUACAGUCCUGCUCAAACCUACCACGCCAAUUAUACUCCCUACAAGCGACAUCAAUAUCGACUUCGAGCGACGCAACAAAGCCUCUUAUACCGGCUGGACCAUGGUCUCAAUGCCUAUUUUGAGGGAGGCCAUGAGGGCAAUGAUUCGGGCGUUUUCGAAAUCGACUGGGAAGCUAUGGAUGGCAUAA